Phytophthora nicotianae INRA-310 is the source of this 192-nucleotide messenger RNA. RefSeq lists its product as hypothetical. The transcript has a single exon. The record is from RefSeq and is a predicted model, not a curated record. The coding region runs from base 1 to 192 and encodes 63 amino acids. Lineage: Eukaryota; Oomycota; Peronosporomycetes; Peronosporales; Peronosporaceae.
AUGGGCCAGACUGUCGUUAAGGCAGAUGGUCUAACACGGACAAGCACCGCUCGAUACAAGCGCAUCGAGUUGCCCGAGGAUUACAUUAGUAUGAUGAGGAGUGCACGGAGUGCGGUGGUCACAGUGGAAAACACGAUCACGACUAAUACCGGCCGCAAGCUAUCGGCUAUGGUGUUGGAGUGGUGGCUGUAA